CUUGGGGUAGGAGUGUUCAGUGUGAAGUCAUGGAGGGUAAGGGAGUGCUGGUGGCGCUGGUGCUGCUGCUGUUGGGUUGUAGGCUGGGAGUAGAGGCUUUCCAAAAUGGGAAGGUGACUACUAGCUGUAAAACUAUGAUCCCUGGGCACGAAGCGACCAGCCCUCAGAAUACAGAGUCCCCAUUCACAGUGAGCACCCAGAAGACCAGCUACAUGGCGGGGCAGGACGUCACAGUGAUCCUUAGCACCUCCUCUCCCAAGUUUGAAGGCUUCCUGCUCCAGGCCCGGGAAGAGGCCAGUGGCUCGGCUGUGGGCUCCUUCGUGUCUACUCCUGUGGGCACUCAGACCCUCACCUGUGGGGGGGUAGCGAGCUCAGCGCUGUCCCACACCUCCAACGUCGACAAGAGCUCUGUACAGGUGACAUGGAGACCUACGAGUAACCGGACUGUGCAGUUCUACACCACCUUCGUGCAGAGUUACCAGACAUACUGGGUGGGUGUGGCUAGUCCUAAAGUCGAGUUCACUGGAGAGUACAACAGCAAUGACAACAGCAAUGACAACAGCAAUGCCCAUGACUCCUCCACAGCCCGGCCCUCCACUUUGCCUGCUACUCCUCUGGACAUUUCAUCGGGAGGCUGUGGAGAGUCUAAGGUGUGCUUUCUGAACCCUCCAGACUGUGACCCAGCACAGAACCCUGCUAACUGUUACUUCCUGUCGGCCACGUUGGUGUCACCUGGGUCCUCUGCCGUCCAGUACCAGAUGUCCGGCCCCUCUGACGGCUACAUCUCCUUCGGCUUCUCAGACGACCAGGAGAUGGGCAAUGACGACAUAUACAUUUGUGUUAUGGACGACAGUGGCCUGGUGCAGCUACAGCACGCCUACUCCACCGGAUCAACCACACCACAAAGUGUUCCUCUGGGCAACAUUUCAGAUAUACAAACGUCAGUGGAGAACAAAGUGAUCAGAUGUUCCUUCAUCUCCACCAACAGCAUCUCCACCCAGAGGAGCAGCAGCAGCCAGGCCUAUUACCUCCUGUACGCACACGGCCCCAGCAGCAACGGACAGAUCAAAAUCCACACAGGGACAUUUGUCAGUAGGGACAGAGUGGACAUCACCAAACCUGGACAGGUGCAGAGCGUCCAAGCACCUGCCAUCAUCAAGGCUCAUGGUGCCCUGAUGCUGGUGGCCUGGAUGUUCACGGGCUCCCUGGGUAUGAUAGUGGCCAGGUUCAACAAGAAACUGGCCCACGGUACCAGGCUCUGUGGAAAGGACAUGUGGUUUCUGGUGCAUGUGUUGGUGAUGUGCCUUACCGUGGCAAUGACCAUCAUCGCCUUCAUCCUGGUCUUUGCGCAUGUCCGCACCUGGUCUGGGGGGGCGCACCCUGUGUUGGGCUGUUUGGUGAUGAUCCUGUCCUUCUUCCAACCACUAGGGGCAUUGCUACGAUGUGGGCCUCAGCAUCCAAAGCGCUUCCUCUUUAACUGGUCUCAUGCUCUGAACGCUUUGGCAAUAAAAGCUUUAUCUGUGGCGGCCAUUUUUACCGGACUCCAGUUGAUUGACAGCUCCCAGAACCAAUGGCUGCCGAAGGUGAUGGGAGGCUUUGUGGCAUGGGAGGCGGUCUACUUCCUCCUGUCUGACCUGAACUUAAAGUGGAGCCAGAAAAGUGAAGGUAUAAUACUUUUGGUGAUGGGUGGUCCCCUGGUUCCUGGGCUCUUCCUCCUGGGGAACCUGGCCUUCCUGGUGGCUCUGCUGGCGGGCAUCGGCAUGUCCUGACCAACACUACCGAGCUGUUGUACAAUCCAUAUGCAUCUAAUCUGAUUGUACAUAUCUUUUCAUAUUUUUGGAAUGAUUAGUAAAAUGAAUAACACUAUAAACUCCACUGUUCAAAACAUUAAAUUGUAACUAAACACCACAACCACAUUUCAAAUAGAGCUGCUAAACGGGGCAGUACCUGGAGGACUAAAGGGGAGAGUGAGAGUGGAGGAGGGGUGGACAUAGAGUCUGGAUAUAUGUGGGACAUUGUGAUUGGUCUAACGGGUAUUCACACUUCAAACCCCACCCCUGCAGUUUUUGUAAUCAGAAACACCUGGCUGUCAUGUGUGAUGUCACGUAGUACUUCAAAUUGCUGCAGCCACUGGAGUCAGUAUGCACUCAGUUUUUAACAAAAAAAGCUGCAAAUUUACCUAGUUUACACUAAAAUUGCCAAAACUGACUAGAAACUCCAUAUAGACAGACAUAUUAAAACACCAUAUAGACAGUUUAGCAGCAAAAAGUUGAUUUAGUGUUUACUUUCACUUUAAAGGAGCCUGUAUCUGAUUUUGAGUGAGUGAGGAACAUGUUUUAGUUUGAACUUUUAACCUCACUCACUUAGUCCUUUCUGCUGUAGUGAUAUUGCACCAUGACAGAGAAUCAAGUGCCUGGGAUAGUGGGCUUGUUAUCUAUUUAUCUACAAACUAAUCACAGAGAGAAAUGAUCAAGGCUCAGAUGUGUCAGGCAGUUGGUUUCCCAUGAUUCUUAGUAACAAUGUGCCUGACCAGACAAAAAGAGGUAACCGUCUGUAGCUUCUGUAUUAGUUAUUACCAGGGAAAAAAAGCCUUGUAAGAUGAAUAGCUUAUAUUUUACAGUCUCAGUGUUUGUCUUAUUUAUCAGCUUUUGAUGUAAUGCAUGAUGCAAAGAGCACUUCUGUUUACAAGAAUAAACUAAAAUCAGGUACAGGCCCUUUAAAGUGUGCACAGCAGUUGCACUCUGUUGCCCUCUGUUGAUCAAUUCCUAUAUCACACCAGAAAUCAUGGAAACUUUCAUUUUCAGAUCAAGUUUUGAUAAUUAGAUCUUUUAAAAUGUACCUGUUAUGCUAAAUUACUUUUUAAACAAAUGAGCAUUUUUAUGUUUUUUAACUAUUGAUUUUUUAAAAUUAAUUUGUACAUUUUGUAUUUGUCAUUGAAUAAAUUAAAGAUUAACCAGUUUG
This is a messenger RNA of Periophthalmus magnuspinnatus, 2961 nucleotides long. Its product is annotated as putative ferric-chelate reductase 1. The transcript has 14 exons. Lineage: Eukaryota; Metazoa; Chordata; Actinopteri; Gobiiformes; Gobiidae. The record is from RefSeq and is a predicted model, not a curated record. The coding region runs from base 30 to 1769 and encodes 579 amino acids. Gene Ontology annotation, molecular function: oxidoreductase activity, acting on metal ions.